CAAAUUGUUAUUAUUGUUAUUAUUUAUUUUGAACAUAUUUCUCUCCUAGAAUGUUCUCGGGUAUUUCACACAGGAGGAGCGAGGCUUGUGUUGUGUGGCAGGACAUGGGAAAAGUUAGAAGCCUUGUAUGAAGCUUUAAUGAGUGUGGCAGAUCCCAGUAUGACAUAUGCACCAAAGCUCAUACUUCUGGAUAUCUCAGACAUAAACUGCAUUCAAGAUGUAGCUAAGGAAAUCCUGAAUUGCUAUGGCUGUGUGGAUAUACUGAUCAACAAUGCAAGUAUGAAGGUGAAAGGAGCAGUGCAGAGCAUUUCAUUGGAACUUGAUAAAAAGAUAAUGGAUGCCAACUAUUUUGGACCUAUAACAUUAACCAAAGCCAUUCUUCCCAACAUGAUCUCAAGAAGAACUGGCCAAAUUGUUCUAAUUAAUAGUAUCCAAGGAAAAAUAGGAAUCCCAUUUCGUGCAGCUUAUGCUGCUUCUAAGCAUGCUGCUGUAGGCUUUUUUGAUUGUCUUAGGGCUGAAAUGGAAGAAUUUGAUAUUUCUGUCAGCACUGUGAAUCCAACCUUCAUCUGUUCCUACCAUCGCCAACCAGCACCUGGCAACUGGGAGGCAUCUAUUUGGAAAUUCUUUUUCAGAAAGCUGGCAUAUGGUGUGCACCCAGUGGAGGUGGCAGAGGAAGUCUUGCGCACAGUAAGCAGUAAGAAGCAGGAAGUACUUAUGGCCAACCCUAUCCCCAGAGUAGCAGUUUACAUUCGCACCUUCUUCCCUGAGCUGUUUUUUGCUAUUGUUGCCUCAGGGAUUAGGGAAAAGCUGAAGACAGAAGAGGAAAAUUGAUUUUGUUUGGUUCUUUUCCCUGCUUUUGAUCUGAAAAAAAAAUAAAAUUGUUUCAAAUAUCAGUGAUUUCUGCUUUUCACUAUGGGUAGAAUAAAACAGGA
Molecule: messenger RNA, 932 nt
Organism: Antrostomus carolinensis (chuck-will's-widow)
Lineage: Eukaryota; Metazoa; Chordata; Aves; Caprimulgiformes; Caprimulgidae
Gene: DHRS7C
Product: dehydrogenase/reductase 7C
Exons: 5
Biological process (GO): intracellular calcium ion homeostasis
Molecular function (GO): oxidoreductase activity, acting on the CH-OH group of donors, NAD or NADP as acceptor
Source: RefSeq, a predicted model, not a curated record